AUGUACGAGAAUAUUAUUUUCGACAUAUUCGGUCCGACCAAGGACUGGAAGAAACAGGUCAUCGUCGAAAAGCCCAGACCAAACCUGGGUGAUCUUCCAUUGGAGAUCAUCGAUGAAAUACGUGUGUAUCUCGAGCCCCUUGAUAUUCUCUGCCUUGCUGUCUGCAAUAAGUGGCUUUUCUCCUCUUUCCCCGUCAUCCAAUUCUACAACUUCAACUUCGACGAAUACUUCCUCUUCGAGUUCCUGGUUCGACUCGACAAAACCGAGCCGCGUAACUACCUGUGCCACAGCUGCAAACGUUUGCACAGCGCCAUCAGCGUCCCAUUGCCAGGACCAACCAAAAGACCACCCAACUGCCAUGGCAUUCCGGCCUCGGGCACUACCUACUCGGGCUACCACCAUCUCUACAUGGACCAGACUCUCCGUUUCUGCCACUACCCGAGCUACACGCCCUACCAGUUCUCUUUCGUUCACCUUCAGCUAGCAAUGCGUAGCUUCAAGCACGGCGAUAACUUCGGUAUCCCCGUCGAGUGCCUCGGCUACACAGAGAUAGCAAUCUGUCCCGUCGCAGAAACAACAAACAACCCCCUGACCCCCUCUCAACACACCCAGCGCCUUAAAGAAUUAACCCUUCACGAAGAGACACGACCCAACUCUGUCAAUGUUCUCUUCUCUGUCGAUGCCCGUAUCUGUGCCAAGAACCCUCAUGCUCCGACUCUAUGCCUGCGCACACAGGAACUGGCCAUGGCCUGCCGCCAGAAAGUGUGGUUAAUCAGUCCGGACCUGUGGACUGACUGGGUCCGAAUCUGUUGGCACAUUAGCACAGCUGGGUUUGAGUCUCAGGAUAGUCACGGCAUUCGGCAUGAAAUCCGCGAGCUGCUGAGAUUGUUUCAACUGGGAGAACGGCCGGAGAAAUUGUUUCUGCAGGGACGCUGCAAGAAAUGCAACACGUCGUGGAAGAUUCAGGUUCGAGAGUUUGGGCCGAACGAUGUCUGUCUCGUUGUUACUCGAUGGAUUAAUCUGGGCUCGGGAAGGACGCCCAAGGAUUUGGUGUGGAGGUCGCUUGUUGAGUCGAAGCCUCUGUUACCGUCCGAGAUGAUGACGGAUGAUCCACGAAUGCAGUUUGAGCGGGAUUCUGUGCAGGCGCGCUCGGAGGAUGCGCUGUCUGAUGAAGGCUUGUUCUGGAAGAACGCGGACAUUUUACAAGAGAAGGGAUACCGGCACCUGAUGACUGAGGUGGGUGUUGGGAGAUGGUAUGCUCCUUUCGGGGCGCAAUUCUUGAUUAAGGAAUUGGAACGGAAGAAGAACAAUAAUUCCGGGGCCAGUUCUGAUUGCAACAUUGUUUGA
Messenger RNA from Penicillium verhagenii, 1347 nucleotides. RefSeq lists its product as uncharacterized. The transcript has a single exon. The record is from RefSeq and is a predicted model, not a curated record. Bases 1 to 1347 code for a protein of 448 amino acids. NCBI's taxonomy places the organism in Eukaryota, Fungi, Ascomycota, Eurotiomycetes, Eurotiales, Aspergillaceae.